UCUAAAUGCUAGCAGAAUUCACAAAAGAGUCGACCUUGGCGAGCUUGCUGCAUACAAACUUUUUGAGCCAGAACCGCAAAAUUCUGGGAGCUAUGUUUUACUUUUGAACAUUUAUGCUCCUAAAGGGAGGUGGGAAGAUGUUGAGAGGAUAAGGAAGGUAAUGAGAGAAGGGGGAGUGAAAAAGACGACUGGAUGGAGUUGGGUGGAAUAUGGUGGUAAAAUGCACAAGUUUAUAGUCGGUGACCAAUAACACGAAAGAUCGAGUGAAAUUUAUCGGUUACAUAUGGAACUGAGGAAGAAGAUGAGGGCUGCUGGAUAUAUUGCUGAUAAGAGCUGUGUAUUGAGAGAUGUUGAGGAGGAAGAAAAGGAAGAGACGGUGGGUACCCAUAGUGACAAAUUGGCUAUUGCUUUUGCUCUACUGGUUAGUGAAGCAGGGUCAGUGAUAAGCGUAGUGAAGAAUCUGAGAGUGUGUUGGGAUUGCCAUAUGGCUAUCAGGAUGAUUUCAGAAUUGGAGGGGAGAGAGAUUAUUGUUAGGGACAACAACAGGUUUCAUGCAUAGUUUCAGCAAAGGACAGUGUUCUUGCAGUGACUACUGGUGAGUUUAGUGGUGUCACUUGUUUUUUUGACCUUUCAAUUUGGGCACUGGAAGACCAGUGAUCAAAACCAGCAGAGUAGAAGAAGGAUAAGAUGGUAGUUGCUGCACUAGCUCGUGAGUGCUCUGGAAAGG
Molecule: messenger RNA, 727 nt
Organism: Rhododendron vialii
Lineage: Eukaryota; Viridiplantae; Streptophyta; Magnoliopsida; Ericales; Ericaceae
Product: pentatricopeptide repeat-containing protein DWY1, chloroplastic
Exons: 1
Coding region: 284-559 (91 amino acids)
Molecular function (GO): zinc ion binding
Source: RefSeq, a predicted model, not a curated record